GUUUGUUUAAUGUGGAAUACGAGGGCCAGUUACCUAUCGACAUUUUUCCAACCUGUGGUGCUGUAAAACAGGGGUCUUCUGUGAUUAUCAAAGUAGAUUUCUGUGCAGACCGAUCCGGACUUGUAAAUGAAGUGGUAAGGGUGCAAAUAUUCGACAAAGAACAGAUUUUGCUUUAA
Molecule: messenger RNA, 176 nt
Organism: Chinchilla lanigera (long-tailed chinchilla)
Lineage: Eukaryota; Metazoa; Chordata; Mammalia; Rodentia; Chinchillidae
Source: RefSeq, a predicted model, not a curated record